UAUCUUCUUAACUGUCACUGUCAACCUUGCUCUAAAAGAAUUUUGUUGCAGUCAUUAAAAUUGGAAAGCAUUUGUUGAAUCAUACCGAGCAUUUCGAUAAUCGGCGUAUAAUUUUGAUGUAAAACAUUAAUUUUUUACUGUGAUAUGAAAAUAAUCUAAUAUUGUACAGUUCAUUGAUAAUUUCUAAAAUGAGUACAACCGAGGUUAAACCAAACGGGGCUCCCUCAUCAGGGUCACUGGAAACGACUGCCAGUGGAGAUCAAUCAAGCGGGCCUACAGCCGCAGAGCUUCGACAACCUUCCAAGCUCGAAUCAUUUCUCGCAAUACUUAAAUCGCUAUUCAUUCGAGCAAUAAUCAUGUACUUCGUAUUCUCGUUUUUCAAAGCACCUCAGCCCCAAAAAGUCAACGAAAAAGGCGUUAAAGUAACUCCUAUAACGGCCAGAAAUAUAUUCCCGGAUGGUACGACAAUGAAUUUAUAUAUUUAUUUAUCAGAAAACGAAACGAUGGACAAUUACAGCGAUGCCAAUGUAUUUUGGCAAAAACGAGGACUCAAAUACGGGGAUUGGACAUCCGGGAUAGACAAUGAUGGUUGUUAUACUUUCGAAAAGGAAGUUCCUAUUACUGAUAACAUGAGAAAUAAUGGUACUUUGUUUAUGCAUGCGUAUUUGGUGAAAUCUGGAUACAGUCCGGAUCCUUCUGCAGAAAACUACGCCCGGAAUGAAAUGACUUCUGUCAUGAAACAAUUAAAUAGAUACAAGCGAUUGAAAUCGUCCGGCACCAAAAACCUCCUAACCGGUGAAAGCGAGAAACUAGAGGUGGAAGAUGGCAAAAUCGUCUCCCAUUGGCAUCCGAACUUCACCCUAAAUCUAGUCACGGACCAAACGUUGUGGACCCAGGGCGCAGUACCGGUCCCAUUGGACCAGUACAUUAAAUUCGCCGAUGAAGGGGCGUUUUACAAACCCGUAUUGUUCGCCAACGAUUUCUGGAACAUGGCGCGAGACUACGCUCCAUUGAACGAUACAUAUACGUUACGAUUAACAUUCCAGCCGUUGAGUUUGUUCAAAUGGCAAUUGUACGCUACUCAGCACAUGCGGCAAAUGUGGAACGUUUGGGGAGACAACGAAGCGGGCCAAAGCGAUGAAGAACAAGAUACUCUAAAAGAAACUCUAUUAGACACGAAUCCUUACCUUCUGGGAAUCACCGUGUUGGUAUCCAUCGUGCAUUCGGUGUUUGAGCUACUGGCGUUCAAAAACGACAUUCAAUUCUGGAACAACAGGAAUUCCUUGGAAGGUUUAUCGGUUAGAUCGGUAUUUUUCGGCGUAUUCCAAUCGAUGGUGGUGCUUUUGUACGUUUUGGAUAACGAAACAAACACUCUUAUCAGGAUUUCCUGCUUCGCCAGUGUCGGUAUAGAAUGCUGGAAAAUAUGGAAGGUGGUCGAUAUAAAAUUCGAAAACGGCAGGUUAACGUUUAAGGACAAAAGCUCCUACGUCGAAUCCAGCACCAAAGUUUACGAUAAGUUAGCGUUUAAGUAUCUAUCGUGGGUGUGCUUCCCUCUGCUGGUGGCUUACAGUGUUUACGCCCUUGUUUAUAUGGAGCACAAGGGUUGGUACUCGUUUGUGCUGGACUUGCUCUACGGAUAUUUGCUGACCUUCGGUUUCAUCAUGAUGACGCCUCAAUUGUUCAUCAACUACAAGUUGAAAUCGGUGGCGCAUUUGCCUUGGAGAAUGUUGACGUACAAAUUCUUGAACACUUUCAUCGACGACAUGUUCGCUUUCGUUAUCAAAAUGCCGACGAUGUAUAGAAUAGGUUGUUUCAGAGAUGACAUAGUGUUUUUGAUAUAUUUGUAUCAACGCUACAUUUACCCGGUUGAUAAGAGCAGGGUGAACGAGUACGGUUACUCUGCGGAGCAGGAGGAGAAACGGAAUAAUGCAGCUAUCGAGGAAAGCCCGCAAGGCGCUGUAGAAGCGAAAAAGGAUAAAUAGGUUGUUUCAUUGCUACGUUAGUAAAUUAAUGUCUGUAAAUUAGGAAUAAGAAAUUGUUAUUGUUUAAAUUUAUUGUAUUGAAUGUACGAUUAUAAAAUACAUGUAAUGAUGGUAUAGUGUUCGACUCAUUUUACAAUAGGCAUCAAUUCGAGUGCAGCCUGUAACUUAUAGUCAUUUGGCAAAUGAAAUUUGCCAGUAUCUCGUUGAGUUGAAUAAUAUACUUUAUCUACGACGAUAACAGCUGAGAAACCGUUUUCCAGAUAUCAUGUAAUUUUAAACACAAAUAAAAUGCAUAUUAAAUAAAAAAAAAUCAGUUCGCUUGUUUGGGC
Molecule: messenger RNA, 2311 nt
Organism: Phyllotreta striolata
Lineage: Eukaryota; Metazoa; Arthropoda; Insecta; Coleoptera; Chrysomelidae
Source: the annotation of a GenBank genome assembly